CUUCCGCUUUCUUCUUGUUGAUGCUAAAAAUUGAAUGAUGCUAACGUUGUUGUCUUGAAACGAUUUGUUAGCCAUCAGCGGAGGGUUAAUCGAAGUAAAACAGGAACUUCUAAGACGUAACCAUGGGAAAGAAACACAAGAAACACAAACCGGAAUGGAUAACAGUUGGUGAUUUUGAGGACAAAACCCUUGAAAAGCCCCUGAAGAUCAAACUCAAAGUUGGUGGAAGUGAGGUGACAGAGCUUUCUGGUUCCGGCCACGAUUCCAGUUACUAUGAUGACAGAUCAGACCAUGAGCGAGAGCGCCACAAAGAAAAGAAGAAAAAGAAGAAGAAAAAGUCUGAGAAAGACAAAGACAAAUAUGUGGAUGAUGAAGAAAGAAGGCGAAGGAAGGAGGAAAAGAGGAAGAAAAGAGAAAGAGAGCAGAGUGAACUGGAGGCAGCAGCUAUGGCUGAUGCAAGCGUUGGUGUACCUGUUGAACCAUUCACACUGCCCAAAAGUUUAAGUAUUGGAAUAGAGCCAGAUGAGAAGAAGAGGAAGAAAGAGAGGUGUGAGGUGGAGGAUGAGGUGGAGGAUUUUCACCCCACCGUGAAAGUAGAAAUCGAACAGCAAGCAGAUCGGCCAGUCAGAGCCUGUCGCACUCAACAAGAGAAUGAGUCUACCCCUCGUCAACAACUGCUGGAGCACUUUCUGAGACAGUUGCAAAGGAAGGAUCCCCAUGGAUUCUUUGCAUUUCCUGUAACUGAUGCAAUUGCUCCUGGUUACUCAAUGAUCAUCAAGCAUCCCAUGGACUUCAGCACCAUGAAGGACAAAAUACGAAAUAAUGAAUAUAACACGGUGACAGAAUUCAAGGCGGAUUUUAAACUGAUGUGUGACAACGCCAUGGUAUACAACAGACCAGAAACCGUCUACUACAAGGCGGCUAAGAAGCUGCUGCAUACAGGAUUCAAGAUGAUGAGCAAGGAUCGGCUCUUGGCUCUGAAGCGCAGCAUGUCUUUUCUGCAGGACAUGGAUUUCACUCAGCAAGCAGCCAUAUUAGGAGAUGAAGACCUGACAGCUGAUCUCCCCCCUCCAGAAAUGAUCCCCAUCCCUGCAGAAUUAACAAAGAGGUCGAGGAAACAACCAGUCAAAGACAAGGAAGCCAUCAGUUACAUGUUUGAACCAGAGGGAAGUGCUUGCAGCUUCACUGACAGCACAGCAGAGGAGCACGUUGUGGCUCUGGUUGAACAUUCAGCCGAUGAAGCGCGGGACCGCAUCAACAGAUACAUGCCGAACUCCAAGAUGGGUUUUCUGCGUAAAGAGCCUGACACUUCUAUUUUAUAUACUGUUGUAAAUCAGCUGGAUCCUGAUGCAGAAGAAGAGGAAACCCAUAAAGUGGAUUUGAGUUCUCUGUCAAAUAAGCUUCUGCCUGGAUUAACAACACUGGGUUUCAAAGAUGACCGCAGACAUAAAGUGACUUUUCUUAGCAGUGCCUACAACACACAAAGCCUUCAGAAGAACUCCGUCUUCCCAGACCUGCAGUCGGACGAGACAGAUAUGCUAUACUCAGCUUACGGAGAUGACACUGGGGUACAGUGUGCUUUGAGCAUACAGGACUUUGUCAGAAACUGUGGAAGUGCUACCAAGCUCUGGGUUGAUGGACUUCUGGACAAGAUGACAGCAGGCGAUCACUCAAAAGCUGUAAAUCAAAUUCGACAGAAGAGAAACAUGAUGGUGAAACCGGAUGAAAGCAAAGCCAACAUGUGUGACAUGCAG
Molecule: messenger RNA, 1754 nt
Organism: Oryzias latipes (Japanese medaka)
Lineage: Eukaryota; Metazoa; Chordata; Actinopteri; Beloniformes; Adrianichthyidae
Source: RefSeq, a predicted model, not a curated record